AUGCGUUGCGUGUAUUACCAAGCACUUCGUCUGAGCGACGAUUACGAAGAUGAAGAAGAAAUUUUACGUAGUCUAUCAACAGAACAAAUAUCUUUAUCAUUUCAUAAUUUAACGAAAGUUGUAACUGUAGACGAUAUUUACAAAUAUUAUGAUUCAAAUUUUCCAGAAGGAACGGCAACUACUAAACGAGUAUUGCUUUAUAAUAUUAGUGGCACUGUCCAUCCUGGAGAAAUAUUAGCUGUAAUGGGAGUAUCAGGUUAG
This is a messenger RNA of Rotaria sordida, 261 nucleotides long. The record is from the annotation of a GenBank genome assembly. Lineage: Eukaryota; Metazoa; Rotifera; Eurotatoria; Philodinida; Philodinidae.